Molecule: messenger RNA, 477 nt
Organism: Fomitopsis serialis
Lineage: Eukaryota; Fungi; Basidiomycota; Agaricomycetes; Polyporales; Fomitopsidaceae
Exons: 3
Coding region: 1-477 (158 amino acids)
Source: RefSeq, a predicted model, not a curated record
AUGCAGUCGCGCGACGGCACCACACAGGGCGGAGACAGCCUACGAUUGCUUACAGCAUUGAACUACGUCUGGGACACCCUUCAUGCUAAAGCGACGCUCGAGUAUGCCGUUUGGCGGGAUCGAGAAUACGAAUGGAUCACCGAGAACCUUGAGAGACGAAUGAACGAGGUAGUGGCGGCGGAGGUGGACUCCGAUGCCGUCGCAAACGCGAUAGGAAAGUCAGGCUCCUUCUCUGACACACCCCCCACCGCCAAAAGCACGGAGAACGAGUCAGGAAGAGCACCAGCCUUGGGUGCAAGUUCCCACAGUAGGGAGCACCAUCCGGGGUCGGGCUGGGAUCAGUGCGACUAUUGCCAAGAGUUCCCGACGGAGAUCGGGUGCCAUGUCGCCAUGGAGUCCUCCGUUUGCCAGCGGUGCAUUGACCACAACCUGAUGUGUAUGUGGUCGCGGUUGGGCCAGCGGAACGACUUCAAAUGA